Messenger RNA from Letharia columbiana, 822 nucleotides. RefSeq lists its product as uncharacterized. The transcript has 2 exons. The record is from RefSeq and is a predicted model, not a curated record. Bases 1 to 822 code for a protein of 273 amino acids. NCBI's taxonomy places the organism in Eukaryota, Fungi, Ascomycota, Lecanoromycetes, Lecanorales, Parmeliaceae.
AUGUACUCCUGGACAGGUCUGGAAAAUCGGAUGCAUACACAGCUGCCAGAGUGGAGACAGGAUGUAGUAGCUUCUGAGGAUGGUGAGGAGGAGGUUCGUCUACCCGUAAACGCCGAGAGCGCGCUAAGCAGACAAACGGUCGACCAUGCACACAAACCGACAUCGUCGAACACCCUCUCUUCCUAUCUAUCCCUCCACCUCCCUUCCAACCGACCAACGAUGCAUUUCCUACCCGCCCUCCUCCUCUCCCUCCUCGCCCUCACCACUACCACCCUCGCCGCCACCACCACCACCACCACCACCACCACCACCACCACCACAUCCCUCUCCCCACCCCUCCACACCGCAACCCUCCACGCCCUCCCCGUCGCCCCGACCCCCUCCAAACCCCACCCCCUAGCCAUCCUCACCUACUCACCUCACCACCCGCACCUCUCGACCCUCGAAUCAUUCACGCCGCCCGCAAACACCUCGGACCCCGACGCCCUCACCAGCGUGCUCCUGUACCUCGACGGCCACGUCGGAGGGGAGAGGUACAGAAGCAGCGUCACGGCGACGUACGGUUUCCACGCGCCGUACCGAGGGCGCUUUAGGCUGGUGCUCGAUUCGAAGGGGGAGGCCGUGGGGGCGAGUUGGCAUUCUUGUUUGUCGAAGAGCGCGCCGGCGGCGGGGAAGGGGAAGGGGAAGGGGAAGGGCGAGAGUGGGGGGAUUGCGAGGGGGGAUUUCGAUGUCCUGACUACGAAGCCGGCGCCGAGGGUGGUGUAUUGGUGGGUGCUGCUUGGAGUAGCUGUACUGGCUAUGACGGGAGGUGGGGACAAGUGA